GCGUUGCGUUUCUCCCGGAAUUAUUUUUCUGGUGGACGCAAAUAGCUACCUAGUUGGGAAGGUAGUGGCACUUGGUCUAAUCAGUUUCCUGGUAUGGAAAUCCAACUGCUUUUCUAGAAUAGAAUACAAUAGGAAGGGCUAACAGAAAAAUGACACAAAAUCAUGUGUCAGGGAUGGAGACGUCCGCCAUCUCUGUCCUAAAGCGGGCAGUGGAGCUGGACCAUAGCGGCCGCUUCCAAGAAUCGUUAGUCUGCUACCAGGAGGGCAUCCAGCUGCUCAUGGACGUGUUGAGAGCGGUGAAAGAUGAUUUAAAGAGAGGACACUACAGGGAGAAGAUUAAGGGCUAUAUGGACAGAGCAGAGCAAAUCAAAGCCCAUGUGAACCAGAUCAAAGACGACGGGAAAUACCAUGAGCAAAUUAGAAUAUCGGAAGACGCCACUGGUUACAGUUACGAGUCUUUGUUCAAGCCUUACAUCAGCAGUGCUCUUACAGAAGUGUGGAUAGAAGACCCAUACAUACGACACACCCACCAGUUGUACAACUUACUGAGGUUCUGCGAGAUGCUGCUUAAGGCGCCCUGUAAGGUGAACGUGGUCCAUCUCCUCACUUCACAGGAUGAAGCUGACAGCAGCCAACAGAACAGCGCUCUGGCAGAGCUGAAAGAGAGCCUUAGAGUGCAGGGAGUAACUCUGGAUCUGCGAUAUUCCUCAACUAUUCAUGACAGGGAAAUCAGGUUUGACAAUGGUUGGAUCAUAAAGAUUGGAAGAGGCUUGGAUUAUUUCAAGAGACCAAAGGGCCGAUUCUCUAUUGGUUACUGUGACUACGACCUCAGGCAGUGCCAGGAGACCACCGUAGACAUUUUUCACACCCAACACACCAAAACAGUUGGAGAUUCAUGAAAUGCAAAUUGCCUUUUUUGGAAUAAUUUGCUGUAAAUAUGCUCAAGUCAAGACAAAUCCACACAGAUGCAGGUGUGUUUCACUGAAUUUGCCUUAGUAUACAAAUAUAUGUGACCUGCCUCAUGACCAGUUUGCCACUUAACAAAUUGUAUUUAUUAUGUUUUUAUUAUUUGCUAUUUGUCAUUUUGUUGUUUAAUUGCUCUUCCUGAAUGGUCUUUUAAGUGACAUUUUUAACUUCUCAUAAAGAUCUUUUAUAAUA
Molecule: messenger RNA, 1158 nt
Organism: Betta splendens (Siamese fighting fish)
Lineage: Eukaryota; Metazoa; Chordata; Actinopteri; Anabantiformes; Osphronemidae
Gene: mitd1
Product: MIT, microtubule interacting and transport, domain containing 1
Exons: 7
Coding region: 150-899 (249 amino acids)
Biological process (GO): midbody abscission
Cellular component (GO): midbody
Source: RefSeq, a predicted model, not a curated record